AUGAUGGACAGCAAAAGCCCCCCCAAGCUCCCUUCUUGGCAGAGCGUCCGAGUGCUGGAUUGCGCCCGCUUGUCCUACGCACCUACGUACUGCAUAUGCGGCUAUUCUGUUGUCUCAUCCUCUCUGUCUCUCUCUUCUCUCCGAGCUUCCUGUCUUAUUUCUCCGUGCUGCCAACCGAGCAUGGCACUGCCGCCUCCGGUCCGGCUGUGGCGGGUUUUAUUCGCUGCUGCGAACGAACCGUGCGAGUGUCAGAGCGAGCGAUCGGCGGCACUGAACACAAAUACCCUACGUAGUACAACCUUCCUUAGGCUUCCUCCUCCUCCACGAGAGGUGCCUGCGCCCUUUUUUUUUUUCCUUCUCUUGAAUGUCGGGCUUUUCUCUUCAACAGUCAGCUGUGUCAGAGGGAUUCAGCCCAGCCGAUUUCCAACUCAUCACACACCCCCCCCCCCCC
Durotheca rogersii is the source of this 451-nucleotide messenger RNA. RefSeq lists its product as uncharacterized. The annotation marks the transcript as partial. The transcript has a single exon. The record is from RefSeq and is a predicted model, not a curated record. NCBI's taxonomy places the organism in Eukaryota, Fungi, Ascomycota, Sordariomycetes, Xylariales, Xylariaceae.